AUGAAGCACUUUCAUGUUUUCCAUUUACUUAUCUUGAUUUCAUUAACGGCAUCAACAGAAGCUGUAAGUUACUCCAAAAGAGGAUGCAAAGAUAUGUGUGGGAAGGUCAGGAUUCCAUACCCUUUUGGAAUCGGAUCAAAAUGUUCUGCCAAUGAAUGGUACGUUGUUCAUUGCAGAUCCUCAAAACCAUAUUUGCCUGCAUUCAACAACCUGCAAGUGUUGGCUGUAAGCUUGGAAAACCAAACAGUGACUGUUAAUGCCUCAAUGAUCUCUGAUUGUCAGAAUCCGAUAAGGAAUAGUAUUCAAAUUCUAAGUGUUAACCUCAGCGAGAGUCCCUUUGUGUUUUCCAAAUUACAAAACUUGUUCAUUGUUGAAGGGUGUGGCAAUGCUGUCAUCAUGGACCACGAAAGUGUGCUCACUGGAUGUUCAACGACUUGCCGCAAUGCCACUGUCAAAGAAAUAAAUAACUGUUUUGGCAUCGAUUGUUGUCAAACCACAAUUCCUCACUAUCUAAAGUCGUAUGUUGUAGAUCUUACCGGCUUGGAAAGACUGGGCGGAGAUGGAGAAUGUGGGUCGGCCUUCUUGGUGGAUAAAAAUUCAUACGUUGAAGGAAGCGUUUCUGUUGCUAGGGACAACGUCUUUGUUCCUAUAUCACUUUUAUGGACCCUCACAGACCACGACUUCGACGCAAUACAUGGUUGUUGGCAAGCACACCGUAGAAGACUCAAUUUGGAUCUGGGUAAUGGUAUUUCUUUGGAGUCUACAAAGUGCGAAUGUGGUUUUGCACAAGAAGGAGACCCGUAUUUACUCGAUGGAUGCAAAACAUCUGAAGAAUGUAGACGGUGUCAUCGUAGUGGGCGCGGCUGUUAUAGCGAGAACAUACUUAAUGGCGACAUGAAGCUGAUCUCAAACACCACUUGUCAUCCUCGAGAAAUAUACGAUAGCGAUGAUUCUCGAAGCAGUGAAACAUCACUAGGUGUUGUACUAGGUGUUAGCAUAAGCAUAGGACUGAUUAUACUAAUGGCAACCGGUUAUGGAAUGUACCAAGCCAUCAAGAAAACAAAAGCCAAGAGACGAAAGAGAAGAUUUUUUAAGCGUAAUGGUGGUCUACUUCUUAAACAACAACAAGCAGCUGAUGAUACUGGUUUAGUUGAUCAUACAACCAUACUUUUCACCUCCAAGGAGUUGGAAAAGGCCACUGACAAUUUUAACGAUAACAGAGUUCUUGGUCGAGGAGGUCAAGGUACAGUUUAUAAAGGCAUGUUAGCUGAUGGAAGAAUUAUAGCAGUCAAGAAAUCUAAGGUUGUUGAUGAAAGUCAACUAGAGCAGUUCAUCAAUGAGGUUGUCAUUCUUUCACAAGUCAAUCAUAGAAAUGUGGUGAAAUUAUUGGGAUGUUGUCUAGAGACAGAAGUUCCUUUACUUGUCUCUGAAUUCGUCUCUAAUGGCACCUUGUACGACCUUAUUCAAGACGAUACUGGUGAGUUCCCAAUUUCUUUGAACAUGAGAUUAGAAAUAGCUACCGAGGUUGCAGGAGCACUCUCAUACUUACAUUCGGCAACUUCUAUUCCAAUAUACCAUAGGGACAUCAAAACCACUAACAUACUCUUGGAUGAGAAAUACAAAGCUAAAGUUUCUGACUUUGGAACUUCAAGGUUUGUAUCGAUAGAUCAAACUCACUUAACUACAUUAGUCAAAGGGACAUUCGGUUACUUGGAUCCAGAGUAUUUCCAAUCUAGCCAGUUCACUGAAAAGAGUGAUGUCUAUAGUUUUGGGAUUGUUUUACUAGAACUAUUAACAAGAGAAAAGCCAAUUUCCUUGACUAGAUCAGGUGAAAAGAGAUCUUUAGCUACGUAUUUCAUGUUGGCCAUGGAAGAAGGACGUGUGAUGUCUAUUUUUGAUGCAAUGCUUGUUAAGGAAGGUUCUAGAGAUGAGCUCUUGGCAAUGGCUAACUUAGCUAUGCGAUGCUUGAAUUUCAAUGGAAAGUACAGACCAACAAUGAAAGAAGUAGCUAUCGAGUUAGAAGGUAUGAGAAUGUCGCAUGUGCCUUCUACGAUUGAAACUAAUUUUGGAAACGUGUACUACAGUGAAGAUCGAUCAAUGCUAAUGAAUGAGGAGUCAACAUCAACAACAAUGAGUUUCACAAAAAGUACUAAUGAAUGAUUCGACAAGAUAAUACGUAAGUUUAUUGUUUAAGUGAGUCUUAAUUUCUUCCA
Molecule: messenger RNA, 2213 nt
Organism: Cynara cardunculus var. scolymus (artichoke)
Lineage: Eukaryota; Viridiplantae; Streptophyta; Magnoliopsida; Asterales; Asteraceae
Product: wall-associated receptor kinase-like 1
Exons: 3
Coding region: 1-2160 (719 amino acids)
Biological process (GO): cell surface receptor signaling pathway; protein phosphorylation
Cellular component (GO): plasma membrane
Molecular function (GO): protein serine/threonine kinase activity; polysaccharide binding; ATP binding
Source: RefSeq, a predicted model, not a curated record